Molecule: messenger RNA, 762 nt
Organism: Fusarium subglutinans
Lineage: Eukaryota; Fungi; Ascomycota; Sordariomycetes; Hypocreales; Nectriaceae
Exons: 4
Coding region: 1-762 (253 amino acids)
Source: RefSeq, a predicted model, not a curated record
AUGCUUACACAAUCUCUGUCUCGCGCCGCCAUCAUGGCUACUCUCUGUUUCGCAGGCUUCGCGUCUGCUGUGAGAGAGUCUGGCGAUCCCAGUCCCGCUAUCGUCUCACCGUCGACCUCGACCACUACCGCGAGGGUAGGUGAAACCAAGAUAGGUAAGCCUGACGAGAAGGUCAUGGUAUCUUGCGCUGGCCACAUCACACAAUGUGGUGUAUCAGACAAAGCCAAGAUUAUCUACGUACCAAGAUCCACCGACACCAAGACGAACACAAUUGUCAAAACCGAGGUCGUGACCCUUCCAACGUCAACCAAGAUUAUUGAGAGUGUUAAAGUUAUAACCAUCACCAGCGCAACCAAGGGCCACUGUCGCGAGACCCACUAUCUUCCCGGUGACCCGGUUGAAGUCACUGUCGAUGUCCUAAUUGUCACAACCGAGGAAAUUCAACCCAUCAAAGAGAAGGUCAAGUGGGUUACCAGUAAAGUUACCAAGAGUGCCAUCGAACAAUGUUUCCUCCAGAAUAAGACUAUUCUGGGACAAGGUCUGGGAAGCCAGGGAGGCCCCGGUACUUCAUCGACAGCUGAGGCGACACCUGCCAGCUCAUCCGUGGCAUCUGCCCGCUCGUCCGACACCGUCAGCCCUGCCGCAUCUACACAUGAAGCAUCGGAUGAAAGCUACCCAGAUGGUGAACCUGCCCAGGAGCCUAUGGGCACGGAUGAGGCCCGACCCGUAAUUGUCGGGUCAGACGGAGAUAUUUCGGAGUAA